This is a messenger RNA of Rotaria sp. Silwood2, 651 nucleotides long. The record is from the annotation of a GenBank genome assembly. NCBI's taxonomy places the organism in Eukaryota, Metazoa, Rotifera, Eurotatoria, Philodinida, Philodinidae.
AUGAUACAAACUAAUGUAACAACAAAUACUGGUACAUUAUUAAUACCUGAUGAAAGUACUUUAUCAAGACUCGUCGCUGCACGAUUAGACUUACCAAUAUCACAACGUUUAUUGGAUCAAAAUUUUCAAUUAUCUAUUAUAAAACGAUGUUGGGAAGAUCAAUUACGAAUAAAACGUGAUGAUUUUGUAUCUGACAAUGAUUUGUAUGUUGCUUGUUUAAUUCUUCGAAAACAAAUAGAACAUAUCGGUGGUAAAAAAGAAAACAUUAUUAUUCCUAGUAUAAAAAUGAAACAAAUUCGAGAACAAAACGAGAUAAAAAUGAAUAAAUCAAUGUCAAUUGUAUCUCAUGCUGUUCAAUCUAUAGUAGAAAAUGGUACGGAUGUUGAAAUGACAACAUCUUUUCAAUCUUCAAUUAAAUCAAUAAGUAAUCAUGAUGAUGAAUGUAAAACAGAAGAAACUACUAUCAAUAAUCGAAGUCGAUCAACGAAUUCAACAUCAUCAAAUCCAUGUGCUCUUUGUCUGACUGAAGAAAAGCAAUUAGCUUGUAUACCAUGUGGUCAUAUGGUUACAUGUGUUGCAUGUGGUCAUUCGUUACGUUUAUGUCCAAUAUGUCGACGAGAAAUCAAUGCAUUUGUUAGAAUUUAUAUUUAA